This is a messenger RNA of Aspergillus puulaauensis, 1815 nucleotides long. RefSeq names its product putative R3H domain protein. Gene Ontology annotation, cellular component: cytoplasm; nucleus. The coding region runs from base 1 to 1815 and encodes 604 amino acids. The record is from RefSeq and is a predicted model, not a curated record. Lineage: Eukaryota; Fungi; Ascomycota; Eurotiomycetes; Eurotiales; Aspergillaceae. The transcript is spliced from 3 exons. Gene Ontology annotation, molecular function: mRNA binding.
AUGAGUUAUCAGCAAACCCAGGAUAUGUAUCACGACAACCCUUCGCGUUCUCCUGGCUCGCAGCGCCAUCAGCAGCCUCUUCAUCGCCAGCCUUCGCGACAGUUUGACGCCUACGGUCCGAUGCCCGUUAACCUUUACGACGACCCUAUGGCCCGCUACGAUCGUAAUCUCGACCGGCUGAACCCGUCGCUACAUAAUCCUUCCUAUGCCUACGACCUCCCUGGCUCCCAAACAUGGAACCCGAAUGGUUUUGCCAACGCCCAGGCUCUUGGAGGUAUACGUUCGGCUUCGGCAAGCCUGAAGACUGCUUCUCGCGGUACUCGAGCAGGUCUUCCAACUACAUGGCUAGAUCAACAACCCGGCAUCCCGAGUCCUUUCUCCAACAUUGGAUCGGCCCCCCUACAAGGCGGCUCGAUGCGCGAUCCUACAGGACCCUCGGAUAUUGACGACGAGUUGAUCCCUACUGCUAUCGUUAUAAAGAACAUCCCGUUCGCUGUGAAGAAGGAGCAGCUCGUUCAGCUGAUGACCGAGUUGAACCUGCCCCUGCCAUAUGCAUUCAACUAUCACUUCGAUAAUGGCGUGUUCCGUGGACUUGCUUUUGCCAAUUUCACUUCUGCGGAGGAAACAGCGACCGUGAUCGAAGUCCUGAACCAUUUCGAACUGCAAGGCAGGAAGUUAAGGGUUGAAUACAAGAAGAUGCUUCCUCUGCAAGAGCGUGAACGCAUUGAGCGUGAGAAGCGUGAGCGUCGCGGCCAACUUGAAGAACAGCAUAGGCCCAUGCCAUCUUCCCAACUGCAGACUCAGAGCUCCAUGUCGUCUCUCACAUCACACAUUCCGGCUACGUCUCCUUCUCCUGUCUCCCAGCGUGGCCAGAAGCUCGAUGUUGAUUUGAAUGAUACUCAGACCCUUUCGUACUACUCUCAACUCCUGCUGUUCAAAGAAGAUACCGGCCGCGACUCCGUGAUCUUCCCGUCCAACCUUACACCCGUCCAGCGCCGCACUGUGCAUACCCUGGCUCACAACAUGGGCCUGGGCCACGCGUCUCGCGGGAGUGGUGACCAACGCCAGGUACAAGUGUUCAAGGUCGCUCCAGGCACGAAUGUGAGCCCCCCCUUGUCUGCUAUUCCUGCCGCUGUCCAGCCCGCGGACUCGGGUCGCCGCGGGCUCAACCGCGCUGCCACUAUUGAUUUUAGCGAGUCUCGCAAUGAGGCGCCUGCUCACUUCAAUACCCUCCGUGGCCAACCCUCUGCAGGGUUUUUGGGAGUUCUAGACUCCCCUGCCAGCUUUGGUAAUACACAGAACCUACGCGCAGCAAAGUCAUUCGCAGACUUGCGUUCUUACACGCCCUCUCCUGUUCCUUCCUCGGCUAGCUUCCCGGCUGCACUACAAUCCAACGGCACACGUCUUCAGCAAUACGAUGGUGCAACGAGUGUCACAUCCAACACCCCCACCUUGACGCCUGCUCCAUCUGGAUCCUCUCUUGGUGUGCAGCGGGAUGAUGGUCUUUUGGUCAACAGCUUGAGCAGUCUGUCUCUGGGAACUGGAAUUGGAGGGCCUAACUCGAGCCCGAGGAGAUUGAGGGGUAUGUUCUCUUGGGAGCAGCCGGAAAGCCAACCCUCCAGCGCUGGCCCCAUUGGUAGUAACCGUACCAUCGGAGUUGGAUUUGACGGUCAGUCACAGGAGCGCAUGCCUAUUAGGCAGCCGAGAGGCCCCAUGCCCGAAAAAGGGCCAGGUUUCCGACGACAAAAUGGACACCAGCCGCGUGGAAGCGACGAAUUGCGCACCAACUCUGGCGUGGAAAUUAUUGUGGAGUAA